GUCAGACACACUCAGACUGUCUGCUCUGACCAAUCAGGAUGAAAGUGGCUCCUGCUGUCUGCUGCCUACGGUGAGUCUCAUCUGGACUCAGAGGACCCCCUAGACAGAGGGGUCAAGACACCAUGGACUCCAGACUCUUAAACCGUUGCUGCAUUUCCAAGUUCUUAUUGGUGAUGAUACUGUUAAUGUUUCCCAAGUGGAGUUCUGACUGUAGGUGUUUGUGUGUCCCAGCUCACGGGUGUGGAAGCCCCGCCCACGAGCCGAUUGAAUGUCGAAUGAGAAACAGUGAAGAUGCUCGACCUUACAGCUGGCCCUGGCAGGUGAGUCGACCAAUGUCAGACAGGCGUCAUUACAGCUGCUUUCACAUGUAUUUUGAAAGGACUAGGAAUAAUAAAAGGAUUUUAACUUCAAAUAUUACCUGUUAACCGUUAUCCUUUACUCGGUGAGGCUGAGGCUUACAUAAAAUCUUAAAGACAGAGAAUUAACAGAAUCUUUGUGUUUAAAUGUAUAAAAAUAAUGAGUUUUGUUAUAUCAGGAUUUAAGAUCAGUAUCAACCCAUGAAAUGUCUCUUGACAGAAAUCCUGAUAGAGUGUUUGAGUAGAGCAGUAAGUAACAGUAUUAUCUAUAUUGGAGACAUUUUAACAACAGAGGUCCCAGAACAGAACCCUGAGGCACGCCAUUUCUUAUUUCAAGAGGUCCAGAGGUGACGUCUUCAUGUCUGAUCGCUCCGACAGCCCAGUUUCACGAUAACAUGGUCCACGGGUCAAAGACUUCUGUGUCAAUAAAACGUGCUGCCAGGAACUCACUAAAACCCCUGAAUAUGUGAUGAUUUUAAGAUUAGUACUUUUGUUAAUGCUAAAGAAAGCAUUUCUUUAUCUAUGUGCCUGUGAAGUUUUAAACAAAUUUGAGAUUAACUAACUAUAAUAGUGCAGUAUUACUAGAACAGUUAUUAUUGCACACACACAUAUUUCCUGUCGAGCUGAGCAGUAGUUGAUAGUGAGAAAACGCGCAGAUUUACGGUGCAGUUUCUUUAUUUUCCAGCUUGUGACCUGAUAAGUUCAGGUUGGAGGUCAUGUGAGGACUCGGUGAAACAGAUGCAGGGGGACUGUCGUUUCUCAGGUCAGUGUUUGUGUCUGAUUACGGCUCAGACUGAGAGUAUAAAAACCAUCAGACACACUCAGACUGUCUGACCAAUCAGGAUGAAAGUGGCUCUUGUUCUGCUGUUUGCUGCCUACGGUGAGUCUCAUCUAAACACGCAGGACUUUUCUGUCUGAGUUUGUCGAGACUGAUCUGUUUUUUUCUUCUCUUUUUAAUUUAACCUCUGUUUUCAGACUGAGGGGGAAAAAUCAAUUAACUGUUAAUUCUCAUUUUCUCACAGUUAAAUAAAUGGAUACAUUAGACAUUAAAACACCAACAGUGACCUCCAUGAUUCAUGUUAACCUACACAAACAACACAGUAUGCAAAAUAGUCAUGACUGUCAGAUAAUAUCAGGCUUAUUUUUCUUAUUAUGCAGCUCGGUGAAAAACUCCUGCAAACUUAUCUCAAUUUUUUAAUAUGUUUACAAAACAAAUUUGAACUAAAAAGACCAAUUUAAAUUUACUUAAUCUGUUUUUGUGAUAAAAUUUUAAUCGAUUCUUCGCUGAAAUCUGUAAAAACCAAAGAAUAAAUCAGAUGAAGUCUUUCUCUCAAACUAGAAACUUCUUUGUACGCCAUCCUCACAAGUUUUUUUUCUCAAUAAAAAAAUAAGUAUUGAUAAUUAGCUAAUCUAAAACAGUUGCAAAGCACUUAAUUUCAUGUAUAAUUGACAUUUUUGCAAGCAGUAUGGAGUAAUUUGUUAAAAACAGCAGGCUAAGCAAUAAAAAGAAGAGAUACCAGGUCUGUAGAUCGGUAAAGUGUCACUCCCAAAAAAAAAAAAAAAAAAGGGCCAGACACUUUUUGAGUCUGGGCAGGAACUAAUUAAAUAAGAUUAACAAUAAAAAUAAAUAUUUAGAAUAAAAUAAAACACAUAAAAAUAAUAAAUAAUAAAAAAAUAAAAUAAUAAUAAACCAGGAAAUAAAAAAAAAAAAAGAAAAUUUUGGACAUAAAUGAAUUGUAUUGAUAAAAAAAAAAAACAUUUAAAAAAUAAAAUAAUGCCAAUAAUAAACAAUACAUUAUAUUAAUAAAUGAAUACACUUGAACAAUCUAUAAGCCUGAACUGAAAGUCUCUUAAAUACAUCACAUAUUUUAAAAGCUUAAUUUACUAAAAAUCCAUGUUAACUGUGAGUAAAAUAAGGAGACUGUUUACCUUUGAGCUCUGACUGCUGUUUGUGUCUCAGCUCACGGGUGUGGAACCCCCACCUAUGAGCCGUCUGUGGGCCGGGUCGUGAACGGAGAAGAUGCUCGUUCUUACAGCUGGCCCUGGCAGGUGAGUCCCGUACACUUGUACAUUACAAGUCUGGAGACCCAGACCUUUAGGACGAAAGCUGGCGAGGUACUGGACCAGCUGCAUGGCAGACUCAGUCUCCCAGCACCCCCCCCUAAACUAACUCAGACCAGAAACUGACCUGAGAAAAUAAAGGACUGAUAACUCCCUUCACUCGUUUCAUUACUCUCAUGUGUUGUGUGUCUCAGAUCUCUCUGCAGUACCUGAGCGGCUCCACCUACCGUCACACCUGUGGAGGAACUCUGCUGUCCCCCGACUGGGUCCUGACCGCCGGACACUGUAUCGGGUUUGUCACAGAUGGUCUUUCCUCAUUUUCUGUCUCUGCUUUGUUUAUUGAAAGGUGUCAUGUGACCUGAGUGUGUGUGUGUGUGUGUGUGUGUGUGUGUGUGUGUGUGUGUGUGUGUGUGUGUGUGUGUGUGUGUGUGUGUGUGUGUGUGUGUGUCAGAUCCCGUACAUACCGUGUGGUCACGGGAGAGUUUGACCUCACCAGAAACGAGGGCUACGAGCAGAUCAGGAGCGUGGACAAGAUCGUGGUUCACCCUCAGUGGGACGAUAACUGCCUGUCCUGUGGGUGAGGAAAUCAAACUUACUUCUGCACAGUCAUCAUUUGAUUUUUGAGGUUUAAUUUUUGCAUGAGACGCUCCUCUAAACUUCGCAGGAUUUUCUGUAUUGCAGAAACGACAUUGCGAUGAUCAAACUGGCCUCUCCUGUCGUCCUGAACGAUAAGGUGCAGCCGUCCUGUGUGCCAGAGAGCGGCGAGGUCUCUCCUCACAACGACCCCUGCUACAUCACUGGCUGGGGGAGACUCUACAGUGAGUUUAUUGUAUCAUAUUGAAUUAUAUCGUAUCAUACCGCAUCAUGUGAUAUCUUAAUAUAUCAUAUCUUAAUGUAUUGUAUUGUAUCAGACCGUAUAGUACCCUAACAUAUCAUAUCAUAUUGUAUCUUAAUGUGUCGUAUUUUAAUGUAUUGUAUAGUACUGUAUCGUAAUGUAUCAUAUCGCAUCUUAAUGUAUUGUAACUUCAUUAAUUGUGUAGUAUAAUAUUGUACCGUAUCGUAUCGUAAUAGUAAUAGUAGUAAUAGUAUCUUAAUGUAUCAUAUCGUAACUUCAUAUAUCGUAACUUAAUGUAUCUAAAUGUAUCGUAUCAUAUCGUACCAUAUUGUAUUUUACUGUAUCGUAGUCUAAUGUAUAGUAUAAAAUGGUAUCAUAUUGUACUGUAUCUUAUCAUAUCUUAAUGUAUUGUAUCUUAAUUCAUCUAAAUGUAUCUUUAUGUAUUGUAUCAUAUUGUAUCAUAUUGUAUCUUAAUGUGUCGUCUUGUAUUGUGUCGUAUCGUAUCGUGAUUAUUUGAAGCAUUUCCAUACUUGACUCUUUGUUUCUAUUCCUGCCCGUCUUACAGGCGGGGGUCCCAUCGCCUCUAGGCUCCAGCAGGCCAUCCUUCCUGUAGUCGGCCACAGCGUCUGCAGCAGCAGCGGCUGGUGGGGCAGUUACGUGAAAACCACCAUGAUCUGUGCCGGUGGAGACAUCCGCUCAGGCUGCCACGUACGAACCUUCGCCCUUCACCUGAUCACCUCGACCCCAGAAAACCUGCAGGAUCACUCACUCUGCAUCAGUCUGAAAUCUUUGUCUGUCUCUGCAGGGGGAUUCAGGAGGUCCUCUGAACUGUAGGGGGAAUGACGGCAGGUGGUACGUCCAGGGGGUGACCAGCUUUGUCUCUGCUCAAGGAUGCAACACCCUGAAGAAGCCCACGGUGUUCACCCGCACCUCCUCCUUCACCGAGUGGAUCAGCGACGUGAGUUUUUCAACAGAACAAAAACAAAAAAGCAAAAAUUACAGAAAAAUUAGAAAAAAAAGACAAAUAACAAAAUUUAUUAGGAUGCAUUACAGCUGAAACAACCCAUUUAAUGUAAGAAACAGACACAGUGACCCUCCUCAUACAGAUUUGAGGAUAUAAGUAAAGGUCUAAAACUGUUAAUAAUAGUUCAAUAAUAACUUUUAUCUCACAGGUCUAAAUAUCCAACAUAAAACAUUUGCUCUGUUUCAAAUGUCAGUGCCAUUAUUUUAAUGCACAAUUUAAAAAGCUUCACCUAAUUUCAAAACAUAUUAAUAUCAUCAAUUUCAUAUGUUUGUCUUUCAGACCAUGCUGAGGAACUAAAGACAUCUUUACUGUCAAUAAACUCACUAAUCAGCCACA
Molecule: messenger RNA, 4612 nt
Organism: Xyrichtys novacula (pearly razorfish)
Lineage: Eukaryota; Metazoa; Chordata; Actinopteri; Labriformes; Labridae
Source: the annotation of a GenBank genome assembly